Molecule: messenger RNA, 1273 nt
Organism: Rotaria sp. Silwood2
Lineage: Eukaryota; Metazoa; Rotifera; Eurotatoria; Philodinida; Philodinidae
Source: the annotation of a GenBank genome assembly
AUGUCGAUUUCUUAUCAUUUUGACAGUUUACCAUUAAAUGUGUUGACGUUAUCUGGUUACGAAUUUUUUCAGUUUAUAAAAACUAUUCUUGGUGAAUCAGAGGCUAAGUUAUUAAAUAAAAUUGCAGUAAGAACAACAUCUUCAUUAAUAAUGAUUGAAGAUCCUUUAGAUAUUUUUAAUCAAGACAUUGAAGAUGAAGAAUUAGAUACAUUGAAAGAACAGCUAUGCUUUAAAAUGAAAAAUGAUAAAUAUUUAAUCAAGCCUGGUGUGAUUUCGAGAUUUCUUUCUUUAAAACGAGCUUUACAAGAAAAAUUAACCCAAGAGCUAAAACAUCCGAAGAAAAAUAAACAACGGCAAUCAAAUCUCAAUGUAUCAUCAAUCUCUUCUUUGGAAUUACCAGUGCAAGAAAAAAGAAUUUCUUCAUUAUCUUUAUCCGAUCAUAAAACACAUGUUCUUAAAUUAAUAAAUAAGUGGUGCAAUGAAAACAAAGAAAAUUUGAAUUUACAAAUUUUUCAAUUAGAAGAAGACAUUGAUUUUACAUUAAAUAUUGACGUUGAUCGAAAUUCUGACGUACGGGUGUGCCAAAGUUAUAGAUCCCCUUUAAAAUAUAAAGAAAAUCGUUUAUUUUAUUUUCACAACAGAUGAUAUCAGUCUGCUACUAGUAUGCGUAUAUGGGAUUAUGCAAGUACUCACAGAUAGUCUGAUCACCCCUCUUUGUCUUUUAAUAAUUGAAGAGAUAAUUGAAAAAGACCGGGAAAUCACUGUAGCAAAAUUAUAGACUCCUAGCGAAAAAGUCACUAUCUUUUCAUUUAAAAUGUAUUCAAUCUUCAACUUUGAUAUCUUAUCGCACGACUAACUGCAACCCGUCUUUCUUAUUGUAUUUGGAGCUUUAUCAUAAUAAAAUUUGCAGAUUUCAAACGUUUUGUGUGCUUUCGUCAUUUUCUAGCCAUAUUCGGCCAGAAGAUGAUUCUUUUAUGUUCCAUAUAUAAUUAAAACUUCGGAACUAUACGUAACUUCUCAAAUUAGCAUUAUUAGAGGCAAAGUCAAGCCAUAAGAAACGAAUUUCAAAAGGAUUUUGCUUCAAAAAUCUAGUAAGUUGUUUUGUUUUGCGAUGGAUACCUCAGAAAACUCUUGAUUAUGGCCUCCUGUUAACUCAGAAACUAAAACAGAUGGCAUGGUUAAAAAGAGCACAUCUAGUUGUACUUGAAGCACCCAAAAGUGACAUGAAGAAAAAUUUCCUAAACGCGUUAACACAUUGCAUACAACAUUUACU